CAACAUAGUUGAGUCCUUCUGAUAGUGAUAGGGUAAGGACAGAUAUACAGAAGGGGAAAAAGGGAAACAUCAAUACAUCCUCUGAACAAACUAUGUCUGUGUAUGAUACUAACUUGCACUGACACAUAUGCAGAGGACAAAAGAGAAACUAGAUGUGUCACCGAGAAAAUUUAUUUUUAUAAACUAGAAAGGGCUAGUUGGUAUAUUUCUUGCUUGUGACACAUUAAUGAUUGCUUUUUGUAACAUCUUGGUUCUAUUUAAAAUUCAUGCUACCAUUUUUUAUGAUGUAUCGUUAUCUAAGUUGCGCGGACUCUUCACUUUCAAUGCCGCACCCGUGUUGGAUUCUCCAAAAAUGCACUAGCUUUGGCGAAUCCGACCCACAACAUUUUGGAAGAGUCAGAGCAACAUGGAUCGUUAUAAUACUUAUGUUGCUCUAGUUACAUCCUUGAGAGAUGGGAUGAAUCUUGUUAGCUACGAGUUUGUGGCCUGCCAAGCAUCCAAGAAAGGAGUUCUAAUUCUAAGUGAGUUUGCAGGUGCCGCACAGUCUCUUGGUGCUGGGGCUAUUUUGGUAAACCCAUGGAACAUUACUGAACUUGCAUCUUCAAUUGGUUAUGCUCUAACAAUGUCCGCACAUGAAAGAGAAAAACGACAUCAACAUAACUUCUUGCAUGUCACUACUCACACUUCCCAGGAAUGGGCUGAAACAUUUGUAAGUGAACUUAAUGAUACAGUUGUUGAAGCUCAGCUGAGGACUAGACAUACUCCACCUCAAUUUCCCUCCGAAGAGGCUAUUGACCGCUACUUGCAAUCAAAUAAUCGAUUGCUUAUAUUGGGUUUCAAUGCCACAUUAACAGAGCCAGUGGAUGCUCAGGGUAGAAGGAUUGAUCAACUAAAGGAAAUGGAGCUUAAGUUGCAUCCAGAUUUAAAAGAACCUCUAAGAAAGCUCUGCAGUGAUCCAAAGACGACAAUAGUUGUCCUCAGUGGAAGUGGCCGAAACGUUCUUGAUGAGAAUUUUGGAGAAUAUAGGAUGUGGUUGGCUGCUGAACAUGGAAUGUUUUUGCGACAAACAGAGGGGAAUUGGAUGACUACGAUGCCUGAAAAUCUAAGUAUGGAUUGGGUUGACAGCGUGAAGCAUGUAUUUGAGUAUUUCACGGAGAGGACCCCCCGUUCUCAUUUUGAGCUUCGUGAGACCUCACUUGUUUGGAACUAUAAAUAUACAGAUGUUGAGUUUGGAAAACUUCAAUCAAAAGAUCUCUUGCAACAUCUGCGGACAGGCCCAAUUUCAAAUGCUUCUCUAGAGGUGGUCCCUGGUAGUCGAUCUGUUGAGGUUCGAGCAGUUGGUGUUACUAAGGGAGCAGCUAUAGAUCGUAUAUUAGGAGAAAUAGUGCACAAUAAUGUCCUGAAGACACCAAUUGAUUAUGUUCUAUGCAUAGGGCACUUUCAGGC
Molecule: messenger RNA, 1446 nt
Organism: Capsicum annuum
Lineage: Eukaryota; Viridiplantae; Streptophyta; Magnoliopsida; Solanales; Solanaceae
Product: alpha,alpha-trehalose-phosphate synthase [UDP-forming] 1-like
Biological process (GO): trehalose biosynthetic process
Cellular component (GO): cytosol
Molecular function (GO): catalytic activity
Source: RefSeq, a predicted model, not a curated record